AUGAUAAUAAUUUUUAUUUCUAUUGCACGAAAAAAGUGGGCUGCGGAGGUGGUUCCUGAGGAUGACUUGAAGGACUAUUAUAUGAUUGAUAUGGAGAUGCACAUAUUUUUUUAUAAAAAAGAUUCUAAAUCAAUAAAAAAAGCUUAUACGCAAAAGGGCGGGCUUGCAGCAAUUAAAAUUGGGCUCAAGAUCCUAGACGAACGUGGCCCGACUACAAUAGAUAACAAUUACAACAAAUUUUAUGAAAAUCUGGGAAAGAAUUUACACAAGGUGCAAUCCACAAAAUCAUCAGCAAAGAUACCUUCGUUUCCCUUCGCAAGUACUUUCCUGAGUAGAGUGCCACCAUACUUAUUUUAUGAAGGCUCAUUGGAUCAUCCACCUUGCGAUGAAUCUGUUACGUGGUUUAUAAGUGAUGGUAGCCUUAUUACCAAAGAUCUGCUAAAUGAAUUCCGGAAAAUAAAUUUGGAUGAGGGAGACAAAUCGAAUGUUAGACCUCCUCAGGCGUUAAACAAACGCGAAGUGAAAAGCGUUAAUACUUAUAAAUCAAACGAGGAGUAA
Molecule: messenger RNA, 558 nt
Organism: Belonocnema kinseyi
Lineage: Eukaryota; Metazoa; Arthropoda; Insecta; Hymenoptera; Cynipidae
Product: carbonic anhydrase 1-like
Exons: 4
Coding region: 1-558 (185 amino acids)
Molecular function (GO): carbonate dehydratase activity; zinc ion binding
Source: RefSeq, a predicted model, not a curated record